CACACCCAUCCGUGUGUGUGUGUGUGUGUGUGUGUGUGUGUGUGUGUGUGUGUGUGUGUGUGUGUGUGCGUGUGUGUGCGUGGUGCAGCACACUUCUUCUCUUUCUCGACGUUCUUGGCGGAUGAGGAGCUGCCUGCAGAUUCUCAGAAGUGGUUGACGUCAGCAUGAACGUGUACACGACCCCCGGCCCAGGAGUUCCGAUGUCGGCGGGAACUCAUCCUCCUCUUCCAGAGGCUGUGACCUUCGUACUGACAAAGGAAAUCACCACAGACGAUGGAGCUUUUGCAGCCUUCAUUGGAGGGAUCGUCGGUGCGUUGCUGCUGGCACUGAUCUGUGUAAUCGCUGCGUUGCUGUGGUGUCUGUCCAGACAUAAAGGCUCGUACGUCACCAACGAGUUGGACGACGAUGACGAUGGCGCCGACGCCGACGCCGGAGGCUACGAUAUCGACGACGACGAUGAGCAAUUCCGCUCGGACAUUGUUCUCCAGAUCAAGGAACCUCUGAAGCGCAAAGACAGCGAGUGAUGUCAAAUAGAGAAGGCAGGACAAACGCUUGGCAUGUGCAGUCAGGGACACAGGAGCUUUGGAGCUUCGUUAGAGUGACGAGGAGUGAAUAAGGGAAAUAUUUCAGGCCUGUUAUUUUUGAUGUGACCCUAAGUGCUGCACUAACCAGAUUUGCACUUUGGCGCUACCAAGUGGCAGCAAGAGGAAACCAACUGGACCAGUAGUGUGAUUUGUCUAUGGAAUUAUACUUUAGUCAAUCAUUCAAAUGGAUGAAAUCCAGCUACACGUUUAUGAAUUUGCAACAUGAGCCUUAUGCCAAAUUUAGAUCAAUUUUCUUCCUAUCAAAUCUCCUUAGUUAUUUAUCUGCGGAAAUAUUUAAUUAGAAUCAUACACCAGUAACCCAAAGACCCCCAAAAAAGAGCUGCUUUACCAAAAAGGUCAGUUUAUCCCGCCCUGUAAAAUGUUUAAGCAUGAACUUAAACUUUCGGUGUUGUGGAUCUUUAACCAGCUUCUUGGUUUUUCUUUUGCCGUCUUUACGAAAAAACAUCGAGCACUUCGAGCGCUCCAUUCCUUCCUGCUACCGUUUUCACGAAUGGCAGAGGAGUGUGUGCACAAACCCAAAUCUGUCUCUGUGAAACAACAUCCUCCAGAGCCAAACAAAUUAAAUUCACCACCACCUCUUUAGGUUCCCAGAAAGGAAACGUGAUCGGCUUUAACAAAUAAAAGCUUAUAAGUGGUUGCAUGGAGCCACCAUGUUUGCCAUAUAGAAAAGAUUCCCCUUCUGUGAUGUACUUGUAAAAAUAACACUUUUUACACUUAUUCCCCAGAAAACUGACACUUUUUUUCAUGUAAAUAUACUUUAUUUAUCUCAAAUAGCAUCAAAAACAUUAAGGCAAAUGUCUACUUUUGCAGAAUAACAACCUAAAAAUUAACUUAAGUGGCAUCUGACCUUUAAUAAGCAGAGAAAUCUUAAGGAAAAUCAUUUGCGUUUAGUGAGUCACAUGUUCAAAUUCCUCCACCUGCCAAACACAGAUGCUGCUGGUUUCUCUGAGACUUUUACAGCUCCUACGACUCCUCCAACAGACAAAUGUCAUUUUUUUACGGCAAAAUAACCGUCCUUUAUUUUACGAGAGAGGCUGCGGGGCCAAACUGACCGACUUACCAGAAGCAGAUAAACGUUUACCGGCAUCUUAACUCUCAACUGCUGGUGAUUUUUUCCCAUCCGGCACGGUCGUCAUCAGAUUUUAAGCUCUUUAACUAACUGCAGACGUGCGUCAGACUAACGUACCACACUGUUAUGAAUCAGUUGUGAGGAAUAAUCAAUAAUACCAAACGUGUAAACAUUUAGACAGAGAGAGUUCAACCCAUUCUGGGAAGUUUUCUCUCUGGUUUUUCUUUUUUGUACUAACAUAUUUUCACUUUUUUUAAAUUUUAAUUUGGAAGUAGAAAGGGUUUUUCAAAUCUUUGUUUACACAUAUUCCUUCUGAAAUCUCCUCUUGAGGAGUUUUACUUACACUUUUAUAAGAAUAAAGUUUACACUUUUUUUUGAUA
Messenger RNA from Scophthalmus maximus (turbot), 2054 nucleotides. Its product is annotated as cell adhesion molecule 4. The coding region runs from base 165 to 524 and encodes 119 amino acids. Lineage: Eukaryota; Metazoa; Chordata; Actinopteri; Pleuronectiformes; Scophthalmidae. The record is from RefSeq and is a predicted model, not a curated record. The transcript has 4 exons.